Molecule: messenger RNA, 2310 nt
Organism: Pararge aegeria (speckled wood butterfly)
Lineage: Eukaryota; Metazoa; Arthropoda; Insecta; Lepidoptera; Nymphalidae
Gene: Arl6IP1
Product: ADP-ribosylation factor-like protein 6-interacting protein 1
Exons: 3
Coding region: 3-782 (259 amino acids)
Source: RefSeq, a predicted model, not a curated record
AUAUGUCAAUUUUUUUUUUCUGUAAUCUGUGGUUUGACAGAAAACAGUCAAAAGCGGUUGCCGGAUUGCAAAUUUUCUAUAAAUUUAAACAAUUUAUUAGUUCUCAUCGAAUAUUAGAAGUCUCAGAAUUCAGAUUUGUUACUGAAAUACAUAAAGCAAAUAAACAUUUUCGUAGCUACGAAAUCAAUUCAACUACGAACAAAAUGGCAGAAGCGAAUCAGGAACAACAAGUGAAGAUACUGAAGAGGCUUCUGGAGGGCUGGCGCAUGGCACUCUUGCCCUUAAAAUCUGUGCUUCUUUGGGAACAUCAAUGGCAUCCUUGCGCUAUAUUUGCAUCUGUGUCCAUUUUGUUUAUGACCAUAUGGCUUAUGGAUCUUAAUACUUUGGCAUCACUUGCAGUUGUUGGAUUGGUAUUAAACUUUGUUGAUUUCAUUGUUCCAAUAAUAUGCAAUACAGUUUAUGGGCCCACUGGUUGGACUGGGCAGAAGGAGAAGAUGUAUGAAGAUAUAUGCCGGAGUAUUGUCAUGAAUUAUAAUAAAAUAUUGGACCAAGUGAAAUCUUUCUAUUCCAUGAGGGAAAAUAGCCCUUCAAUGUACUACAUAAUCUCCAUCAGCAUGCUGUGCAUCCUGGCUUGGAUGGCCUCUACAAUAAACAAUGUAUUUUUAUUAUACAUAUUUUCUACAGUUGUAUUGCUGUGGCCGGGUAUCCAACAAAGGGGGAUCUUCAACACUCUUACAUCAUUAAUUUAUAAAGUACCAAAAAUUACUCAGAAAACAGAGUAAAGUUGCUUCCAGUCAGUAUUCCAAACUAGCUUUUUCACUUUAAAGGAUUUGUACCUUAUGAUCUCUUUUAUAUAUAUUUGUGAUAUUAAAUGAUUUAAACUGUUCCUUAGGUUCCUGUUAGAAUUGUGCCUUGCAUCUUAUUGCAUGGUCCUCAUUGCAUGAUUAUUGCUCAAGAUAUCAUAAUGUUAUGUAUCUUUAAAAUCAUAACAUAAACUGGAAUAUUAACAUGUUACAACUGAUUUGUAUUUACUUACAGUAAUACCAACUUAUGUCUUACAGGCAUAUAUUUUUAAAUGCUCCUAAUCAGAUUUAUGAUUUAAUUAUUUUAUUGUUUAAUAUUGCUAUUUGAUAUUUGGAGUAGCUCCAUUCGGGGCAUGGUUUCCUUGGUCUUAAAAGGUAUUUGUAGGAUAUAGUUUGUGUUCAUAUGACACUAAAAGUUACAAUAAUGUUAAGCGAGUGUGUAAGUCUCGUACAUAAAGGGUAGAUAAAAUGAGUUUUUAGUGUCAUACCAGUGUUUUAUGAGUUUAUAUCACAUUCCAACCAUAUUAGUGGAUGACUGCAAUACAAUAAUGGAAAAUAUAUGCUUGAUUAGUUAAACCUAUAGUUAUUUGAAGUAUUUACUAGUGUUUUACCUAUUUAGCUGAAGUGUAUGUUAGUGCUUAUGCACGCAAUAUAUCUUUUAAGUGGUUUUUGAACCUUGUCGGCGCUGACGCCACACGUUCGCUUUAAUAUGAAUGUUUUUAUCAAUGCACGUAUGUAAGACGUUCACCUUAAGAUAAAAUACAGUUGAAAAAAAUUAUGUUGCUGGUAUCGAUUAAUAUGAUAAAAAUAGCUGUUAUCUAUUUAUGAAAAAAGAAUUAUUGAAAAAUACAAAGCAGAGUUAACUAGCGUGGGAGUUUGCGAUGGGUUUUUACGGCGAUUUCUCAACAAGUCGCGCCCAAUUGUGUCACAUUGUGACUCGUUGGGAACCGAAAAUUUUCACACUUAUUUAUUUUUAUGGGUGAUAAUGAUAGGUAAAUUAUUCUGGUAUUCCAUGAAUCCCCAUCGACAAUCCUUUUAAUAAGUUUUGCCUUUACCGCGGAGCUAUUCACUAUUAAAACACUGGGCCAGAGUCUGUCGCGUACGCCCUAAAGCGAGCGCCGCCAGCAACCAACAACAACACUGGUCGAACGCGAGUUCCUUUCGAACGAUUGGUUACACAAUGAAUGGCCUCUUGAAAUUAUUGAAAAAUGCCAUUAAUACCAUAAUUUUUUCCAAUCUUAAUGGAAGAACCGACGUUGAGCGUUUAUGUACGGUAAAGAUAUCUUUAAAAUUGUGGUGGAUAUUAAAUAGAAACUGUGACGUUUCUCUGUUGUAGCGUCUGCCAUUAUAGUACAAUUGGUUUUAAAGAGUUUUAAAAAGUAUCCGUAGUUUUAUUGUUUUAUAAUAUUGUGAUUUAAUGGUCUGGUCAUUGUUUUAAGUUUAACUUAGCUUAUUCAUUGUGAGCUUUAAAGUAUAUUGGGUUAAAUUAAAAAGAAAUUUAAUAUAA